AUGUCACCACCGUCAGCUCCUUCGACUAGUAAACGAAAACGUAACGUUCUUACAAUGGAAAAAAAAUUAGAAAUUCUUUCGAAAAUAGACAAAGGUGAAACCAGCGUAUCAAUAGCGAGUUUUUAUAAUAUUGGAAAAGCUACAGUUUCUGAUAUAAAAAAAAAUCGUGGUACAAUCAUGUCAUUUGUAUCAAAAAUGGAUAGUGAUGACGGAAUUAAAACAAAAAAAGUAAUGAAAAGUGCUGUGAAUGAAAAACUUGACAAAGCUAUGCAAACAUGGUUCAUACAAAAACGCAGCUUGAAUGAACCAAUCUCUGGUCCACUUGUUUGCGAGAAAGCUCUUGAAAUGAAUGAAAAACUUGGUGGUACUGAAGAUUUCAAGGCCAGCACUGGUUGGCUCCAGAAAUUUAAAAAUCGUCAUGGCAUACGUGAACUGAAAGUCCAAGGUGAAUCAUUAUCAGCUGAUUCAAACGCUGCUGAAAAAUUCAAAGAAAAAUUCAGCUCAAUUAUAGAUGAAGAAGAGUAUGGCAGAGAUGACAUUUACAAUGCUGAUGAAACAGGCCUGAACGGGAGAUCAUUGCCCAGAAAAUCACUUGCAGCUCGUCAAGAAAGUGCAGCACGUGGUUUUAAAGUGUCAAAAGAGAGAAUCACAAUCAUGACAUGUGCUAAUGCAGCUGGUACACAUAAAUUGCCCUUAUUGGUGAUUGGAAAAUCGAAAGAACCACGGUGCUUUAAAAAUGUUACAAGUUUACCUGUGACUUACACAGCUCAAAAAAGUGCUUGGAUGGACUCGAAAUUAUUUAUCAAUUGGUAUGAAAAUGAUUUUAUAAAAAACGUAAAAAAAUGGCGCCAAGAAAAUAAUAAAACUGGAAAAGUCCUGUUAUUACUUGAUAACGCACCUACACAUCCAUCAGCUGACGUUUUAAAUUCAAUUGAUGCAGAUUUUAGAGUGAUGUAUUUUCCACCAAAUGUAACGUCUUUGAUCCAGCCAAUGGAUCAGGGGGUAAUUGAAAAGUUUAAAAGAAUGUAUAGAAAACAAAUGCUGAGAAGUUUGUUAUUGAAUGAUGGUACUGAAGAAGGUGUGAUUCAAUUUGCAAAAGCAUUGACCUUAAAGCACUGCUGCUACAUGGCAGCAGAUGCUUGGGAUAAUUUAACAGAAGAAAAUUUAAAAAAAGCAUGGAUGAAAUUGUGGUUAGAGCCAGUGGAAGUAGAAACUAAUGAAGAGACGGAUGAUAAUGUUAAUGACAUUGUUGAUUUAUUUAAUCAAAUUCCCGGUUUCAAUGACUGUGACAAUCAUGAUGCAACUGAUUGGUUAACAACUGAUGAGAAUGAUCCAGGAUAUCAUGUUCUCGAUGAUGAUGAAAUUAUUAAUUUAUCACAAAAUGCAAGUGGUAAUGAAGAAAGCGAAGAAAGCAGUAGUGAUGAAAGUGUCAGUUCAUCUAAAGGACCAUCACAUGCUGAAGCAUUUAAAGCAUUUGAGACUGGUCUUGAAUGGUUUGAAAAGCAAGCAGAAAGUUGUCCUGCUCAGUUGCUACUUCUUAAACGUUUGAGAGAUUUGGCAGCAAAAAAACGUGUAGCCACAAUUCGUCAGACAAAGAUAGAUCAUUUUCUUAAACAAUAA
Messenger RNA from Aphidius gifuensis, 1620 nucleotides. Its product is annotated as jerky protein homolog-like. The record is from RefSeq and is a predicted model, not a curated record. Bases 1 to 1620 code for a protein of 539 amino acids. Gene Ontology annotation, cellular component: nucleus. NCBI's taxonomy places the organism in Eukaryota, Metazoa, Arthropoda, Insecta, Hymenoptera, Braconidae. Gene Ontology annotation, molecular function: DNA binding. The transcript has a single exon.